Anisakis simplex (herring worm) is the source of this 654-nucleotide messenger RNA. NCBI's taxonomy places the organism in Eukaryota, Metazoa, Nematoda, Chromadorea, Rhabditida, Anisakidae. The record is from the annotation of a GenBank genome assembly.
CGUAACAGUAACUUGGUAAGCGUUCGUAUCCGUUGCAUUACGGUCUUUUAUACACUGAUCACAUGCUUCGUACUUCGGAUACCAUCGUUGUUCGCAUUGACUGUACAUCGCUACGACAGCUGUCCAGAUUUCGUUCGAAGUCUCGCUGUUGAGCCUCAGGAAUGGGCAAUGGAGAGUGAAAUUUAUUAUUUUUAUGACUUCUAUUUUAUUGUUUUCUUGCAAAUAUUUCUGCCGUUCGGUCUUCUCGUUGGCCUGAAUAUACUUAUUGUGAUAAAACUCGCUAAGGAUACAACUGUGCGCAAGUUAUCCGAAGCGGUCAGCUUCAAUAAACGAGAUGAUUCAAUACAAAAGUCGAACAUUUCAUCAUCAAUACGAAAUGCGGUGUGUACAAUGUUGGCAAUUGUGUUCAGUUAUUUGAUUUGUAAUUCGUUACAUCUGGGACUGACAAUACUGGAACGGACGCAAUCGUCAAUUCUAAUCACGGAAGAGGACGAAACGCUUGCGUCGCCGUUCUACACGAUCUUUGGUGAUACAGUAAGUAUACUGUAUAUGUUCACCAGUUCAAUUCGUAUUUCCAUUUAUGCAAAAUUCAAUCCUCGAAUGCGCCGUCACAUAAUUGCUGUCUUCGUUGAACUAUGUACCAAAUGUGGAUAA